Messenger RNA from Sphaerulina musiva SO2202, 869 nucleotides. RefSeq lists its product as uncharacterized. Bases 1 to 669 code for a protein of 222 amino acids. The record is from RefSeq and is a predicted model, not a curated record. Lineage: Eukaryota; Fungi; Ascomycota; Dothideomycetes; Mycosphaerellales; Mycosphaerellaceae. The transcript is spliced from 3 exons.
AUGCUCUUCCACCUCUCCCUCGCCUGCGUGCUCUCCACAGCAGUCGCAAUGGCAUAUCCUCAAGCAUACUCGCCUCCAACCUACCCUCCUUUCGGCAACACUUCCCAUCCACAAUCACCACUGAGCAAUGCCGAGUUUGGUCUGCGCAUGAGAGUCCCAAAUCCAAUAAACCCGUACGCUGGACUGGUGGCCACCAAGAAUGGAACGAGCCAACAACUUCUGAUGGUUGCUCACACUCUCUCGGGCCCGGACACGGCAUAUGAUACGACUCCAGCAUAUACUGUUGGCACAGAGUCACUUGGGACUCAAAAACUCUAUGGCCCCAACUUUGUGGAGUUGAACCUGGAUGUGAAUGGCACUCAGUAUGGGCUGAGUACUCCUGACAUUGGCGGGAUUCACGGCAUUGCCUACCCUGUCACCGCAUCCGCAGGGUAUCAUGUCAAAGAAUGGCUCGUUGCCAGCACGGGAGAAGUCAAUCAUAAGCUCACUGCAGCCAGCCAGCAGUUUCUGGCCUGCAAUGCGACUGUCAACGGCAAGCAUGUGAUGAUUCUCAGCUGGGGAAGCUCUUCUCUGAACGGCACUUAUCCAUCAGGAUGUACGUCCACCUCGGUCUCGGUGACCUGCAACGUACCUGGAAGCCGAUGGCCUAUGUGUGUGACGAAGGGUUAAGCGGCCCUUUUUUUUCGCUGAAGACCACGAAGAAAAGGAACAGACGAGAAAAGUCAUCGAGCUGCACAGACGUUAUGAAGGUUGAUUUGAAGGAGUUGGGCGUACUUUUGUGAUUUGGAGACUGCUAGACCAGACUCUUUUCAUUCUUUCCACGACCACCUAGGUGACAUGAGCUGGCUAGACAGACUCAGUGAUAUCAG